Rhododendron vialii is the source of this 3926-nucleotide messenger RNA. RefSeq names its product receptor kinase-like protein Xa21. Lineage: Eukaryota; Viridiplantae; Streptophyta; Magnoliopsida; Ericales; Ericaceae. The record is from RefSeq and is a predicted model, not a curated record. Gene Ontology annotation, biological process: hormone-mediated signaling pathway; protein phosphorylation. The transcript has 4 exons. Gene Ontology annotation, molecular function: protein binding; ATP binding; protein kinase activity. The coding region runs from base 444 to 3713 and encodes 1089 amino acids. Gene Ontology annotation, cellular component: plasma membrane.
UUCACUUCAUGUACCUCUCAUCACCUAAAAACAUAAUUUCCCUUUCCAGCUUACAGCUUACAGACAAACAUGGAGAAAACUAGCCUCCUCAUUGCUGCUCUACUGAUGUUGCUGACCAAUCCAACAGCUUCCUCAUCGAUGACCAAUUUAACCACAGAUCAAUCUGCACUCCUUGCCUUGAAGCAACACAUAACUUCAGACCCCAACAACAUCUUGGCUGAUAACUGGACCACAGCUACCUCAGUCUGCAACUGGAUUGGGGUCUCUUGUGCUGGUGUCCUCCAACAAAGGGUCACUGCCCUUAACCUCUCUGACAUGGGUCUCACUGCCACCCUCCCUCCACACCUUGGGAACUCUCAUUCCUUUCUCUGCUAAACCUCAGUGUCAACAAUUUCCAUGGCCAAAUACCCAAGGAGUUGGCACAUUUGCAUAGGUUGAAGAGAAUGUAUUUUGGGUACAACAACUUUAGUGGAGGGGUACCCUCAUGGUUAGGUUCCUUGCCAGAACUUCAACACUUGCUUCUUGACAACAACAAUUUCACAGGCACCAUCCCUUUGCUGUUGUUCAACGUUUCAAAGCUUGAGCUGUUGAGAUUAGGUUACAAUUCUCUACAAGGGAGUAUUCCACAAGGGAUUGGAAAUCUUUCCAAGUUGGUGUCAUUGGAUUUGAAGUACAACCAGCUUACAGGUUCUUUUCCGUUUGCCAUCUUCAACACUUCGACGUUGCAGUCGGUCGAUCUCACUUCUAACAGCUUGUAUGGUAGUCUCCCGGACGAUAUGUGUGAUCAUGCUUUCAAGUUAGAAGGACUUUACGUUUCUGCGAAUCGGUUGUAUGGGAAAAUUCCAUCCAGUAUAUACAAAUGCAGGAAUCUUCAGUACCUUUCGUUGUCCUUCAAUGAUUUCAACGGCAGCAUUCCGCGAGAAAUCGGCAACUUGACUAUGCUUAAGGAGUUGUAUAUUGGCAGUAACGAAUUCGAAGGUGUAAUUCCUGCAGAGAUGGGUAAUUUUGUCAACUUAGAGAUAUUCAGUGCACCAAGCGGCUCUUUUACCGGAUCCAUUCCAUCUUUUAUCUUCAACAUCUCUUCAUUGAGAAAAAUUGAUUUCAGGAACAAUAGCUUGUCUGGAAGCCUCCCUGCAGACAUUCAUUACGACCUCCCUCUUCUGGAAGAACUGUACCUUACUUCCAAUCAGCUUUCUGGACAUUUUCCUCCUGGAUUAUGGGAGUGCAGAUGGCUUCGAAGGUUGUCGUUGUCGGUUAAUAAGUUCACAGGCAGCAUAUCUAAGAACAUUGGGAACCUUACUUUGCUAAGAGAGUUGUAUAUUGGGGAUAACAACUUGACAGGCACAUUACCUGAAGAGAUCGGUAACCUUAAUCUUGAGAGAUUGAGCAUCCAUGUAGCAAGCUUAACCGGCUCAAUCCCAUUCCAAAUCUUCAACAUGUCAACCCUGAGAAGAAUUGACCUAGCUCAGAAUCAGCUCUCAGGUCAUCUUCCUUUGACCCUUGGCCAAUGGCUGCCCAGUCUUGAACAACUUUAUCUAAGUUACAAUAAACUCAGAGGAGUCAUAACAAGCUCUAUCGGCAAUGCCUCGAAGCUUACAAUCAUAGACAUGUCCGGCAAUGGGUUCAGUGGCUCCAUACCACAUACACUUGGUAAUCUAAGACUCCUUCGGGUAUUCUUUAUAGGUGAGAAUAACCUCACUCGGGAAUCUUCUUCUCGCGAAUUGAGCUUUUUUACUUCCUUAGCAAAUUGCAGACAUUUGGAAAUGCUGGAACUAUCAUAUAAUCAAUUCCACGGUAUGCUUCCAGCUUCACUUGGGAAUCUCUCCACUUCGCUUCAAACGUUGCAUGCGUUUGGAUGCAAUCUUAUGGGGAACAUUCCAAGCGGCAUUGGAAACUUGAGCAGCUUGGAAGUUAUAAGUUUAGAUAACAAUGAGUUGACAGGCUUUAUCCCGCCAACUCUUGGAAAACUAAAAAGCCUCGAACGCUUGUAUCUUGAGCACAAUAGCCUCGGAGGAUCCAUCCCCAAGGAUCUUUGCCAGUGUAUUAAGUUGGGAGACAUAUACCUAAGUGGGAACAAGCUCUAUGGUCCGAUCCCGCCUUGUUUGGGUGAACAAAAACCCCUAAGAUCUCUAUACUUAGACUCCAACAACUUGACUGCCACAAUACCUUUAACCUUGUGGAGCCUUACAGAUCUCAUUGGUCUAAACCUGUCGACGAAUUCUCUAAGUGGCUAUAUACCACCGGAUAUUGGCAAAUUGAAGGUCAUAUCACAGUUAGACUUGUCGUGGAAUCGGUUAUCUGGCGAUAUCCCAAGCACCAUUGGAAGUGCGCAGACAUUAGUCACUCUCUCUUUAGCACAUAAUAAACUACAAGGAACUAUACCUGAGUCACUGGGAAACUUGAUUAACUUGGAAUUCUUGGACCUAUCCAUUAACAAUUUGUCUGGAGGCAUUCCUAAGUCGUUGGAGGAACUACGGUAUCUCCAAUAUUUAAAUCUCUCCUUCAACAGAUUGCGAGGUGAAAUUCCUACUGGAGGAAAUCUUGCAAACUUGACAGCUCAAUCGUUUGUGCAAAAUGCUGGGCUGUGUGGUGCACCUCGAUUUCAAGUCCCUCCGUGCAAAACUAAAAAGCUUCAGCCAUCGAGGACAACGUUGGAUUUACUGAAAUAUAUUUUGCCAUCAGUUGCAUCUGCAAUACUUGUGGCAACACUCAUAUUUGUGUUGGUAAGAUGCAGAAGAGGCAGUAAGCAAUUACCAAGUCAAGUAGAAUCGGUGGCUGUUGUCUGGAGAAGAAUCUCGUAUCAAGAACUUGUGGAGGCAACGGAUGCAUUUAGUGAAAGCAACCUACUUGGCAGAGGGAGUUUCGGGACUGUGUAUAAAGGAACGCUUUCGGAUGGGAUCACUGUUGCAGUCAAGGUUUUCAAUUUACAAGCAGAAGGAGCAUUCAAGAGUUUCAAUGCUGAAUGUGAAGUCCUGUGCAAUAUCCGUCACAGAAAUCUCCUCAAAAUCAUUAGCAGCUGCAGUAGUAUGGAUUUCAAAGCCCUGGUGCUGGAGUACAUGCCAAAUGAGAGCCUCGAAAAGUGGUUGUACUCUCACAACUAUUUCCUGGAUGUCCUGCAAAGGCUAAACAUAAUGAUAGAUGUUGCAUUCGCUGUGGAAUAUCUUCAUCACGGCCUUGCAACGCCUAUUGUUCACUGCGAUCUGAAGCCCAGCAAUGUCCUUCUAGAUGCAGAUAUGGUUGCACGUGUUGGUGAUUUUGGUAUUGCCAAACUCUUUGGUGAAGGGGAGUAUAUAGAACAAACCAAGACCCUCGCCACGAUUGGGUACAUGGCACCAGAGUAUGGAAUGGAAGGAAUAGUCUCUACCGGAGGCGAUGUCUACAGUUACGGUGUUCUUUUAAUGGAAGUGUUUACAAGAAAGAAGCCAACAAACGAGAUGUUUUCAGGAGAAAUGAACUUGAAAAGUUGGGUCAGUCAGUUAUUGUGUUCUGGUUCAUUGCUUUCAGCUGUGGACUCCAAUUUGAUCCGAAACGAAGACGAAAAUUUCGCUGCAAAGGAGCAAUGUGUGUUGUCAGUCUUGCAUUUGGCCCUGGAUUGUUCGAAAGAUCAGCCCAGAGAGAGGAUCGACAUGAAAGAUGCUGUGGCUAGACUCGAGAAAGUUAGAACUGUGUUUCUAGCAAAAGUUGGCGGGGGCUUGAAAGACGAAGCUAUCUGAGGCUAACGGGUACCAAGAUUCGAGGUGCACCUGAGCUGGCCUAAACACUUGACUUACAAGGAAAAAGAGAUUCAAGUUGGCAUAAGCUAUUUGUUUGUUCACGUUUUGAUAUAAUAGAGGCAUCUGGUAUAGCGGAUCCCUAGGCUAACCGGGGAUAUGAUGUGGUGGUUGAUCUUUUUCUGAUUUCGCCUCUCUCCCGUUAGUAAUUUCUUC